Chiroxiphia lanceolata (lance-tailed manakin) is the source of this 1437-nucleotide messenger RNA. RefSeq names its product hyaluronidase-1-like. Gene Ontology annotation, molecular function: hyalurononglucosaminidase activity. NCBI's taxonomy places the organism in Eukaryota, Metazoa, Chordata, Aves, Passeriformes, Pipridae. Gene Ontology annotation, biological process: carbohydrate metabolic process; hyaluronan catabolic process. The transcript is spliced from 3 exons. The record is from RefSeq and is a predicted model, not a curated record. The coding region runs from base 1 to 1437 and encodes 478 amino acids.
AUGGAUGUCCGGGUCAGACAGUUAGCAGUGAUGUUUCUGCUUGCUAUGGUUGAUGCUCAUCUGCCGAAGCCGGCACGGGCCCCUCUGGUUCUGCACAGGCCCUUCAUGGUUCUUUGGAACGCACCAACAGAGCAGUGCAGGCUGCGGUACAAGGUGGACCUGGAUCUCAGUGUUUUUGACAUUGCAUCCAACAUCAAUGAGACUUUGAGUGGAUCCAAUGUGACAAUCUUCUAUCACACUCAUUUGGGGUACUAUCCUUACUACUCAGAUAGCGGAGAUCCUGUUAAUGGAGGGGUGCCCCAGAAUCAAAGUCUUAUCAAACACCUUAGUAAAGCAAAGUCUGACAUUGACUAUUGCAUACCCAUGAAGAAAUUUCAGGGACUUGCAGUCAUUGACUGGGAAAACUGGAGGCCCCAGUGGGACAGGAACUGGGGCAAUAAAAGCAUCUACAGAAAUAAGUCUCUUGAGAUUGUUUGGAGACGUCAUCCUCGGUGGUCAGAAGAGAAAAUUAGAAAAGUGGCUAAAGAGGAAUUUGAAAAUGCUGGCAGGAGUUUUAUGAACAACACCAUCCUUCUGGCUGAGCAUAUGAGACCAAAUGGUUUGUGGGGUUACUAUCUUUACCCAGACUGCUACAAUUAUGAUUACAAAGAACAUCCCCAAACAUACACGGGGAAGUGCCCACCCAUUGAGUCUUUCCGCAACGACCUCCUGCUUUGGCUGUGGAAGCAAAGCACUGCUCUCUACCCUUCUAUAUACCUGGAUUAUAUACUGAAAUCAAGUCCAAAUGCACUAAAAUUUGUUCACUAUCGGGUUAAAGAGGCAAUACGUGUUGCCUCAAUUGCUCGAAAAGACUACGUUUUGCCUGUGUUUGUUUACUCCAGACCAUUUUAUGCCUAUACUUUUCAUGUUUUAACAGAGACAGAUCUGGUCAAUACCAUUGGGGAAAGCGCGGCUUUGGGAGCAGCAGGAGUUGUUCUCUGGGGCAGUAUGAAAUACGCCAGCUCAAAGGAGAGCUGUUUAACUGUGAAACAGUACGUUGAUGGACCCUUAGGACAUUACAUCGUUAAUGUGACCUCAGCAGCCAAACUCUGUAGCAAAGUCCUGUGCCAGAAGAAUGGAAGGUGUAUCCGCAAAAUCAGCAACUCUUCUGCUUACCUCCAUUUGUCACCCACCGAUUUUAAGAUCCGAAGCCAUCACUCAGAGAAAGGCCACAGGUUCCAGGUGACUGGUGAACCCAGCCUGGAGAGUAUUGAAGCCAUGAGGCAGAGAUUCGUUUGUCAGUGUUACCAGGGCUGGACAGGAAUAUUUUGUGAAUUGCCUGACCAAAGGCUAUUGGAGCAUUGGAUUCAUGUAGUGUUCAGUAGAUCAAGAAAACAAAAGCUUUUUAUCUUCCUCUUAGGAGCCAUACAGCUUCUUCUGCUUUGUUCCACACACUAA